Branchiostoma floridae (Florida lancelet) is the source of this 4298-nucleotide messenger RNA. Its product is annotated as fatty-acid amide hydrolase 2-like. Lineage: Eukaryota; Metazoa; Chordata; Leptocardii; Amphioxiformes; Branchiostomatidae. The coding region runs from base 150 to 1667 and encodes 505 amino acids. The transcript is spliced from 8 exons. The record is from RefSeq and is a predicted model, not a curated record.
AAGGCAAAAUCACCGAAUCUGCGGUUACAAAUUAUUCUACCCAUCUGCCUUGCGCAACAGUUCGGGUCAUAUCCUCCCAGAAGGAGGGCGGGUUUGGGUUUGUUUUGAAUUUCUCUCUGAAAUUCGACGAAAAUCAGGUCAAGUCAGGGAUGUUCAGCUCCCGAAGUCCCGGACCCAGGUCUGUGCCGCCCGUGGAAAACCCUCUACUCUUGGAGACGGCUGUCAGUCUAGCGAGAAAGAUACGGAACCGCGAGGUGAAGUGUGAGGAAGUUAUCAAGAGCUACAUCGAUCGCAUCCAACAUGUCAACUUCAUCAUCAACGCGGUGGUGGCGGACAGGUUUGAGGAGGCGCAGGAACAGGCGCGGGACAUCGACACCGUGCUCGACGCGGGCGAUCCCAACAACCUCUAUCCGGUAGAGAGUAUGCCGCUUCUCGGCGUGCCCUUCACGGCCAAGGAGGCGUUUACAGUAAAAGGACUACCCAACACAUCAGGCCUGGUAGCGAGGAAGGACAUCGUUUCCACGAGCGACGCCACCGUGGUGACGUACCUCCGCCAGGCGGGCGCGAUUCCGCUAGCUGUGACAAACUGCAGUGAGCUUUGUAUGUGGUACGAGUCGAGCAACAACGUCUACGGCACCACAAACAAUGCCUACAACACAGGAAGGAUCGUCGGAGGGAGUUCAGGUGGAGAGGGGUGCAUCCUGGCUGCGGGGGGGUCGGUGAUGGGGGUGGGGUCAGAUAUCGGGGGCAGCAUCAGGAUGCCAGCAUUCUUCAACGGCAUCUUUGGGCACAAGCCGACCUCAGGAAUUGUGUCUAACCAGGGCCAGUUCCCCAAUGCGGUGGGCCAGCGGACAGAGUUCCUGGUGACGGGGCCGAUGUGCCGGUUUGCGGAGGACCUGCUGCCCAUGCUGAAGAUCAUGGCGGGACCCAGCACUGUACAGCUCAAGCUGGAGGAGAAGGUGGACCUGAAGGCGCUGAACUUCUACAGUAUCGAGGAUGACGGCGGGUCCUGGCUCUGCACCGCAGUCGACCCUGAGCUCAAGCAGGCGCAGAAGAUGGUGGUGACCCAUGUGGAGAAGGAGCUGGGGGUCAAAGUUCAGGAGGUGAAGAUGGAGAAGUUGAAGUACUCAUUCCAAAUAUGGACGGCGAUGAUGUCAGAGUCAGCUGACAACCAAACCUUCUGUGAGCUCAUGUCGCACAAUGAGAGUAACCCUGUCAACCCAUAUAAGGAGUUUGUAAAGUGGAUGUUUGGGAAGUCGGAGCACACCCUACCAGCCAUCGGCCUGGGGAUGACUGAGAAGGUGACCCAGCUGACCACCGAGCAGAACAAGAACUUUAUCAAGAUGUGUGCCAACCUCAAGACAGAGUUUGAGAACAUGCUGGGAGAGAAGGGGAUCCUGUUCUACCCCUCGCACCCCAAGCCUGCUCCCAAACACAACGCACCCCUCCUCACCCCCUUUAACUUUGCGUACACCGGGAUUUUUAACGUCCUGGGUUUCCCGGUUACCCAGGUUCCCCUGGGGCUGGGGUCAGAGGGCGUGCCCCUGGGGUUACAGGUCGUGGCCCUGCCCUACAAUGAUCACAUGACCCUGGCGGUGGCCGUGGAACUGGAGAAGGCGUUUGGGGGGUGGGUAAAUCCGGGGAGGGUGGAGGAACCGGGAGACUGAUACACAACAACAGCAGAAGUUUGUUUACUUGUUUAUUUGUCUAGAUUCACCACAUUAGAUAACUUAACACCUGCCAUUGCAUAUAUUUACACACCACAGGAUAUUACAGGUAUAUCAUACCACACCAACAAGCUUUCUUGUUUCCCACUGUUUCUCAAAUGAUAUGGAGAAACUGAGUAUUAAGAAAACACUCGCAGGCAUCUUAGCAAACACGUUCUCCAACAUCAAGUCUACUUAAGGAUAAUCCUAACUCUGAUACUUAAUUGUCUUUUAAUUGGUUUUUAUUUUACCUGAGAAUUAAGUAAAUUCAUUGGAAUCAGGACUAGCUAGUAUUUGUCUCAAAACAGGGUCACAGGAAAAACUGUAUUCUACUUCUUGUCUGUUCUGUUUUUGAGACCUACAUAUAUUUAGUACCAAGAUAAUCAACCAACUAGCACAGCAGCUGUGGUUUACUUACAGAAAACUUUUUUGGUACUUAUUUAGUUUAGUUAAGUACUUACCCAACAGAUGGUGCAUAGGGUGGUGGCCAUCUCCAUUUUAAUAGCCCUUAGGCCACACAACUCUAUGUGAUCCCUACAGCAGGGGGCUAGUCCACUGGUAGUGGUGUGUGACUGUGUUUAAUUACUGUACUAUUUCCCAAAUGCUGAGUGCUCAGCUGACAAAGCAGUAUGUACCAUUUUUCAAGUCAUUUUUCUGGGGAUCAAAAUCAUGACCUACUGAACGCAAGGCGAAUACUCUACUCACUUGGCUAUUGCAAAGGUCUUGUUUCUAUUAGUUUCAUUGAUUGAUAAUGAUCUACAUGUAUCUGCAAAACUGAUGUUGUUUUUCAUAUUCUAUAUCUCUACUUGAUCAAUGAAUUUGAGAGGGCAAAACAUGACCUUGUUUUGAAGCUGGUUGAUUUUUAACAGGUUCAGAAAUGAGAUAUAUGAUACCAAGUGCUCUAAGUGUGCAAAAAUGAACUAUUGAGAAGGUCUGUUUUUAGAGGAAAACUGUGUAAGAAAUCAUACCAGAGGGACCAUGAAAAAAGUUACAAGGAAGCUAACAAACAAGGAAAGCGACUGUGAAAUUAUAUUGCCGACCUACAUGACAUUGUAUGAUAUGACUUUUUCACGACUUCCUGAAGGGUGUCUGGUAUAGAAAAUGAUGGCAAAUGAUGCAAUGGCUUCUUUUUCUUUCUAGACAUGUCAUUUUAGAAUAGGGAGCGCAUUAUCUUCCAGUUAUAUAUUUGGCAGCAGAGACCUACUUUUAUCAAUGACUAUUUUGUUAGAGACUCCAAAUGUUUUAAGAUAAUACAGUUCUCUCUUCGUUGCACUGAACUUUGUUAUUUGCAACCUGUAUGAGAUAUGUUUUAAACAGAAAACCUGCCAAAACCAACGCACAUAAAUGUUAUCAAAGAAUCUAGUCUUUGUGGUCUGAAAUGCCAAAACUGGCAUCAAAGUUGUUCGAAUUCUGGUGUCAAAAUUUUCCUCAAUUGAUGACGGUCAAAUAUCAAGGGCUGGAUCAAGGGCAAAUUUUAACAGUUAUUCCUAAAAAUGUACCGAAAAAACAUGCAGGCAAACAAACUACCAUACUAGUACUAGUCUAGCUGUUGUGCUCUUGAUCGUGAUCCCUGGUUUGGAAACUUCCAAUAGCCUACACCUAUUCUCGGCAACCAUUUGAGCCAUUGGUGUUAAGUGAUUUUUUUAUCCAUUUAAGAUGGUACAAAUUAUCAGAAAAUGAGAGCAUAGGAUUUUUCUUAUGCAACCAAAAGUUGACCAAGUUUUGGAUAUUGCUCUGGUUCCCUCAUCAGUGUCUGAUGACACCUUAUUAACAGGAAAGAUAGUUUUGGUUAUGUAAGAAGAAUCCCUAGCCUGGAAGCCAGUGGCCCGGUGAGGUAGACCCUGAACCAGAGGGUCCACCUAAAGGGCAUGUUGGUCUUAGAACUGAGAAGUUGUCCUUCAUGGGCCAUGGAAACCGUGAGUCUGGUCCUCUUGUGUUAGGCUCUGUGGCUGGCCUUUUUUUAUUUGGUCUUGUUGUUGUGCCCUAUUAUCUGAGUGUACACGUACAAAUACACGUGUGUACAUGUGUACAUUGUGAAUAAGUUCCUGAUUGUUCCUGAUUUCUGAUAUCUGUCCAGGUUGCCAGACCCAAGGCACCUGCUAAGAAGGCUCUGAUGUGUUUUGUCCCUACAUUUGUAUGUAUCAGUGUACAAAUAUGUGUCUGAAUUGUGUUGUAUAGCUAGUAUAUGUGCUGCUUUAGCAUAACACACCAGCUUUGCAGGCAUGCUGGUUAUAUUGCAAUGAAGUUAUAUCAUAUCUGAUGGUGAUGUUUAUAUUUGCAAGUUAUCACGUAUAUGUAUAUCUUAUAUAUAUAUAUUUGUGAAGUCUCAGUGUGUGUGUCUUCUGUGUAAUAUGUCACUUUGAAAAAAUACAUAUCUUUGAGAAAAAAACGUAAGAAUGAUAUUGUGUAUGCUGCAAAAAAUUAUGUUGUAUUUGUGAUGAUUUUGAAGCUGCUGUAUAUGUUCAUAUCCAUGUAUAUUACACAGUGUAUAUUACUUGCUCGCAAAUCUCAUGAUCACAGCACAGUGUGCUUAUUAUUUAACAGUUAGAUAUUCCAUGCCUUUUCAAUGAUUAAAAUGAAGGAAAAGAUGUC